AUGACUAUCCUUGUGUCAUCUCCCUUCACACAGUCCUCAGGUCGUGCGGAUCAGUGCAAUGCCAUAUUCCAGUUCAGCAAUUCACUUGCAAUAGCCACCAGGAUUGAGUCCAGUUAUUACUGCAAUGCAAACUUCUAUAAUUGGACCUCUUAUCCAAGGACUGCCUCUUGGAGGAGAGGUACCGACUGCUGCACGUGGGAAGGAAUAAUGUGCGACAGCGUAACAGGAGAUGUGAUCGAAGUCAACCUUAGCUGUAGUCCUCUCCAAGGGACGCUCCACGUUAACAGCACUCUCUUCUCGCUUCAUAAUCUUCGUUCCCUCUACCUCCAAGGUAAUGGUCUCACUGGGCACAUCCCAUCAUCCAUUUGUCAAAUGAGUUCCCUGGAAACCCUGUCUUUUAUAGAUAACAAGCUUGACCGACCCAUCCCACCAUGUUUGGGAAACCUGACCAAAAUCUCGUCCUUGGGCUUGAGUUAUAACCAUAUACGAGGUUCAUUGCCAAGAUCCCUAGCAAACUGUACCGGGUUGGAAAAUCUUUUCCUUUACUCGAAUGACAUAACCGAUUCUUUUCCACACUGGCUUAGAACAGUUCCACUACGGAAACUGGUUCUGGGUGAUAACAACUUCCAUGGCUCAGUUGGAGCUGAUCCUUUAGCACUUAACUUCCCUCUUCUCAACGAUCUGCUCCUCACUUUCAGUAAUUUCACCGGCAGCUUGCCGUUUGAUUAUUUUCUGCACUCAAACUUGACAUAUAUUUACCUAUCUGAAAACAAGUUUGAAGGCAAUCUGCCGAUUUUACCACCCACAGUUGAAGUGUAUGACAUCUCAGGGAAUAAGUUUACAGGAGGGAUCCCUCCUCUGAUAUGCAAUUCUACAAAUCUCAAGCUCAUUAGGAUGUCAAAUAAUAGGUUGACGGGCAGCAUACCUUGGUGUCUCGUGAAAGCGAGUACCGACCUGUUGGAGCUCACCCUAUCUAUGAAUUCCUUUCAAGGCCCAAUACCAAAUAUAUCAGCUCUGAACAACUGCAGUUUGAAGAAAUUUGACUUGUCGGAAAACAAUUUAGAAGGUAAAUUGCCACGUUUCUUGGCAAAUUACAGCAACCUGGAAGUAUUAGAUUUCAGCAACAAUGAACUCGAGGAUUUGUUUCCCAGCUGGCUUGAAGCUCUCCCGAGCCUCUACGUCCUGGGUUUAAGGUCGAACAAGUUCCAUGGUCUAGUAAAAAGUAGCAGACCGGCUCAACCCUUUCCCAGGCUGCACAUUUUUGACAUCUCCAAUAACAAUUUCUCUGGUGCUUUUCCAAUUCAGUAUAUUGCUAGUUUCAAAGGCAUGAUGGGUGGAGACGACAGGCGUGGGAACCUAUUAUAUCAGGAAGAGGGCGUCAGAAGUUUUUAUACUACACAUGUGAUCGAGAAAGGGAAUAUGUUCUCUUAG
Molecule: messenger RNA, 1431 nt
Organism: Punica granatum (pomegranate)
Lineage: Eukaryota; Viridiplantae; Streptophyta; Magnoliopsida; Myrtales; Lythraceae
Source: RefSeq, a predicted model, not a curated record